Cylas formicarius (sweet potato weevil) is the source of this 1138-nucleotide messenger RNA. RefSeq names its product ornithine decarboxylase antizyme 2 (gene Oda). Lineage: Eukaryota; Metazoa; Arthropoda; Insecta; Coleoptera; Brentidae. The record is from RefSeq and is a predicted model, not a curated record. Gene Ontology annotation, cellular component: cytoplasm; nucleus. Gene Ontology annotation, biological process: positive regulation of protein catabolic process. Bases 1 to 537 code for a protein of 178 amino acids. The transcript is spliced from 5 exons. Gene Ontology annotation, molecular function: ornithine decarboxylase inhibitor activity.
AUGUUUAUGAGUGUCACGGAAGCUAUUAAUUCUGAAUCAGGAACAAUUCUAAUCCAAAUUCGUUGUUCAGCCAGAAGCAGUCGACUACUUCUGCUUCUCCUGAAAAUUACUACAACAUGUCUCUGGGCGCCGGGCCUCUGUGGUGGUCCUGAUGUCGCCCCUGGGGAAGUAGCCAGGGGCAUUCGAGGGGAUCAGUCGGCCCCACCACUCCGCCUGACUUUUCGCACGGGCUCUGGAGGAAGGCUAUCGCAGUCUUGGGACGCUGUACUGAGAGGCCAAACAUUGUAUGUUACACCACCACCGCAUUUGCUGCUCGAGGGUAGUCGCGAAGCAUUCAUUUCCUUGCUUGAAGCAGCAGAAGAUCAACUGAAAUGUAAAUACGUCAUUGUCGUAUUUUCAAGUGACCAGCCUGAACGUGCUACUUUGGUGCGUACUUUCAUGUUUCUUGGCUUCUCAGUCCUCUCACCAAAUUCGCCACUGUUACCUGCUCAGCUUGCCGCAGGCAACAUCUGUAUGCUCUAUAACAUCGAAGAGUAGUCCAUCCCCAGAGUCCAGUCUCGGAUAUUCCUUCUUCAUCUAUUUUGGUAGUUUAAGGUUUAUAUAGAGUAAUAAAUGCAAUUUUAAAUUGAUCUUUUAUAAUUGUUGUGGAUUUUAUAGAAGUUUGUUUAGAGAUCUUGCGAAAUACUGUAGAGGUAAUCUUAUCCUUAUUAUCCAAACAUUGGUGGCUUUUUUUCUGAAGUCCACUGCAAGUUUAAAUUUAAAAAAUAUAUUAUCUAUGCUCAUAUAUAGUUUAGUUUAUAUUUAGGUAGGUUUGUUUUUGUGUGCUACAGGGAUUUCUAGAUGAAGAAGGAACCAAAAUUGUUUAUUGAGAAUUUAACAAUUAGUGCGAAACUAUCCUAUCAAUGCCCCUUAAAUAUAUUAUAAAGAAAAAAUUUAAAAUAUAUACUUAACAAUUAAUAAUGGUUUCCUCACAUUUAGUUUUGCGUUAUUCAGUAUGCCCUUGCUUAGAGACCAUUAUUUUUUGUUUUUUAUUUGCGGUGCUUUCAGUUUCAGUAAAUAUUCAUUCCGUAUUGUAUGUUAUUUCAGAAUAUUAUUCUAGUGUAUACAUUUAUGUUGAAUAAAUUACUAGUUAAGUAUC